AUAAAGCAAAUAACCCUCAUUUAUAUUUGGGGCUUCUGGUUCUUUUGUUGCCAAAGAUACUGUGAUGUUUUAGUUGCAAAACAUCGGUUUCCUUUUCUCUCUGUACCUAAUAAUACAAUUUUCUUUCGGACUCUGUUUCUUUUAUAAUGUUUAUAGGAAAGAAUAGUGAGUAUUAAUUGGAAGAUUAAAAGUAAGUUUACAGACAUUUCAUCAGAUGUUAGUAUCUUUUUAUUUGUUUGUGUUCAUCUUAAUAAAACUAAAACAUGAGUUGAAAAGGGUGAACAGGAUUUAGUCUGGAAAAAAAAAAAAGAGAGUCAUUAAAUUAAUGCUUACAUUUGUUUCAAAUAUAGAUCUAAGAAAGCAAAAAACUCAAUAGAUAAAUCCACUGAGACUGAUAAUGGCUACGUGUCCCUUGAUGGGAAAAAGACAGGUAAAAGCAGUGAAGAAUGUACACAGGCCCAGGAGCGUCUCUGUGAGGUGAUUAAGCCAGAAGAGUUGGGCUGGAGCACCACAACCAUGAGAGAGACCUUCAGCACCCCCAGCCAUCACAAGGAGACUCACAGGACUGUGACAAAUUUAUCAGAUGAAGUUUCUAGUGAGGAGGGGCCUGAAACCGGGUACUCUUUACGCCGCAAUGUAGAACGCACUUCCAGUGAUGGCGCGCUUCGAAACAGAAAGUCUCACCAUUAUAAGAAACACUAUCCUUUGGAGGUAUCUAUUCUUCUGUUGCCUCUUUUAUGUAAAUUGAUUGAAGCUCUACGUUUCUUGUUGGGUAUUUAUUUUUUCUCCUAUACUUUUUACUUAUACAUUUUAGGAUUAUGUUAAUUUGAAGCCAUGCUA
This is a messenger RNA of Meleagris gallopavo (turkey), 840 nucleotides long. NCBI's taxonomy places the organism in Eukaryota, Metazoa, Chordata, Aves, Galliformes, Phasianidae. The record is from RefSeq and is a predicted model, not a curated record.